AUGAAUAGCACAUCUAAAACCUUCUAAUCUCAAACUACUAAAGCCUCCCAUCGCAAAGAAACUUUAGGAGGCUCCUUCAAUGAUGAAAACUUCUCUGUGUCCUCAGGGCAGUCAGAGAGAUAAAAAUACAUAGCUGAUUGCAAAAGAUUGCUUAGUGGGCUCAAGAAAUGUCAAUAGCAGAAUGAUGGGAAAUAGUAUGAAAAGCAAGGAGCGGCAGUUCAAGAUGAGAACGAACAAAGCCAGCAAUUUAAAUUUGAAAGCUACAGGCCCAAGGACGACAGAUAAAAUCAGGGACUUGAGGCAUUAGAAAAGAUGCUGGACGACUAUGAUGUAUUAUAUGAUAGCUCUAAGGAGCAACUCUAUGAUAAUUUAAGAUCCACUCAUCAUUUCACAGAAAGAAAGAGAAUACUGGACGACUAUUUUGCAAAUUUAGAAAAUGACUCUAAUUAAAUUAAGAAUUCAUAAGUAUAUAGAGCUUUUAAAAAUCUUCAUUUAACGGGCAACAGCAUUCAAAAAUUAAGAGAAGGACAGGAGUAAGCUUAGAUUAAAGUACUUAAGAAAAAACUAACUUUUUCAGACGAGAAUGAGAAAGCCACAUCAAAUUAAGAUUAUUCUUAGGAGAAAUAGUCUCAGCACUUGAGUAAUCAGAAUUACUAAUAGUCAAACUUAUUUAGAGACAUUUAAAAUUCUCAUGAUUUAAGUCCUGAGAAGAGAUAACCCAGAGAUCCAUAAUUGGCUCAAUAGGAAUAAAUGAUGAAGCAUAAAAAAUCUAUGGGUAAUGGAAGUUCUGGACUAAAAUACUCUAAUCAGGAAAAUGCUUCUCCAGUAAAAAGAUCAAGCGGGACUGAAAACUAAGAAAACUAGAUCAAGCUUGGAUCAAUGGCAGCUGGUAAGGAAAAUUCCUCACAGAGAAGAAGAAAAUCAGAGAGAAAUAAGGAAGGUCUGAGGUAGCAAUAAUCUAAAACUGAAAAUUCAAUUAAUUAAACCCAGCAGCAAUAGUUGCAAUAAGUGUAAUAGAAUUUACCUACACCUAUUCAGCAAUAAUAACCUCUUGUUUAAUAAAGUCUGCCAUAAAUUUCACAGGAAGCUCUAAAGGAAAGAUAAGCUUUAAAGGAUACACUAAAUAAAUCACUCUUUAAAAGCCAGAAAUUUCACAGACAACAGACACUUACCUAAUAAUAGCAGGAAUAAAUUCCUUAAGACAUCACUAAGGUAAUUUCAGUAGAUUCCUAUGUUAUAAAUUAUGGCAAAUUUGUUUGCGGAAAAAUUCUAGGCAGCACUCUUCAAGUCUCUAACACAAGUAAUAGUGAUCAAAUUAUAGAGAUUACUGUUGAUAAUCAGCAAGAAGACUACUCGUGUGAUGAUAUCUUCGGACCAUAUCAAAGAAAUGAACUACCUUUUUAAUAUAAAGAUGGAACUUCAAUUUCAAACUCUGAAGUUUCUUUAUCCUCAUGGUUCAUUGAGAAUCCUAUUAAUAAAGAUUUGGUGAAGAGUCUCACUAUAAGAAUAUCUCCAAACUGUGAAAAGGAAUUCAUCAUUGUUCUGAAAGCACCUAAUAACAAAGUAAAGUAUAAUCUGGCUUCUUUCAUUGUUAUUAAGCAAGCUCAGAAUCUUAGAAGAACUAGCUCUAUCUCGUUGUAAAAUGAAAAUUUUGAAGUUGAAAAAAGACUAAGAAAAAAUGGAAGCGACUUAAGCGAUAUUUCUAUUGAAAUUCAUAAGAAUCCGACAGAAUAAGUUUAAAAAGAAAUCAAAGUAAUGCUUCUCGGAAAGCUCGAAAAUCCCACUAUUGAAUGUCUACGCUAGCUUUAUCAUCAAGAAGCUGGUUGUGAGAUGAUACCAUUAGGAGUAAAGAAAACUCAAGCUUAAUAAAAAUUCAGAAUCCCAUUCAAGAAUCUGAGUUUGAACUAAGAUGCCGAGGUAGAAUUUACUUUCGUAAGGUUACCUAAAUCUCAUGCCAAUUCAUAAGAUGGUAACAGCGAUGCCUCUCAGUAGGAUGAUAUAGAUUUGAGUCAAUACUUAGAAUUCUAUUGCUAACCAAGCAAUCUAAAAUUACCUAUGAAUUCCUAAGGAUUUUUGAAUGUUCUCAUUAAAGUGAACAGUUUAAGACUUAAUAAUGAAGUCUCAACAGAAUAACUACUCAGAAAACCAAUAAAUAAAUUAUUGAUAGCAAAAUUAAAAGAUACUAAUGUUCUGUUCCAUUACUUCAUCUCAAUAAGUAUGAUUAAUCAGUGA
This is a messenger RNA of Stylonychia lemnae, 2232 nucleotides long. The record is from the annotation of a GenBank genome assembly. Lineage: Eukaryota; Ciliophora; Spirotrichea; Sporadotrichida; Oxytrichidae.